Messenger RNA from Amoebophrya sp. A120, 8394 nucleotides. The record is from the annotation of a GenBank genome assembly. Lineage: Eukaryota; Dinophyceae; Syndiniales; Amoebophryaceae.
GUCCGCUCAGCCGCGACGAAAUGUUGGAGAAAAACCAGGAGUCCGAGGGAAAGUACCGGGAGCAGCGUUUUGGCCGGAGCAUCGGCAAGGAGCGCAACCGCCAGUACGUAGCCGAACAAAACCCGCACAACCAAAUUUUGGCCGCCGUCGCGGCGAAUGCGAAUGCGAAUCCCAAUAUUAACCCUCCUGGUGCUGGUGACGUGUUGCGACAAAGUGGUGACACGGAUGCCAUCCGUCGGGCGAACAUCAAUCGGGGCCGGCGAAUAUCAAAUGCAAAAGUGUCUGGGUCUGGAAGGUUGCAACUUGUGACGCUGUCUUUGGAAGGUAAAAAAGCUCUGUAUUGCAUGACCAGCAAGUCUUGCUGAGAGGAGUGUAGUUUGUGCUACGCGGAGUGGGCGUUUCUCAUGCGGAAUACGCAUCAGAAGGCCCUUUCAAAAUCUGUGAUGCUAGGUCAUGCAUUACAGGCAUCAUGGGUUAUGCAAAAUAUGCAUGACAAGCCUGGCGAUCUUCCAGACCCAGACAUUUUUGCACGGUAUAGCGAACCCGCGGCGCAGCUGCGGGCGGGUCUUCGGGUACUACUGUUUUGCGGGGCGCGGGGCCAUCCGGGUGGUGGACGACAAACGGUGGCUCGAGACGGCUGCUCGUUCGCAAUAAUGGCGUGAUGCAAAUUAUCGGCGACGAGCACCAGUUUUUUGGCACUACUUCUUCUACACAGGCCGCAGCAGAAAAUGAAAACACCGAGCACACGACGGGAGCAGGAAUUACAUCCUCUCCCAACCACACCGACCACAUUUUCCGGCUUGUCCUCCUCUGCUGCCCGCGGUUGGACCUGUUUUGCAUGUUACGGGAGAUCUUGUUCAGUCGCGAGCCAGGGUUCUACUACAACUCUUGGGAUGAAGAUGAACAAACAGAAGACAGCGGAACAAGUAGAGGCAAUGACCAGGACGGUCGUCCAAGCUCCAGCACCACUUCUACGCGGCGUGCAACCGACGCUGUGGCCCCCACUGUGGUGCUGGUAGAUCUUCCCGAGGGCGUACGGUGUCGAGAAAAAACUGUCACAGUCUCAAACCCCUGCGGAGGUGGACAAAUUAGUGAAGCAAAAAACGAAAAAUCUGUGAUGCGUUCAGACAGCAAGAAGAGAAAACAGAUAUAGAGAAGACGACUCUGCUCUUGGAUUUCCAGCAGGACAAAAAACUGUGUCAAGGAAGUUGCGCAUUCCAAAAUGAGACUGAGACAGCCUUUUCUCACGAUAGGGUAACGCGACGGGCAUUUCCGACUUUCUCGACGAAGGCGGCGGAGGACGAGAAGCUGCCUUUGUUGACGCUAGAGGAGCAGCAAUACAGUUUCCCGGCGCGACUACUACAACAAAUGGAUCAGGUGUGACAGGAAAAAAGUGUUACAGUUACACAUUUGUUGGAGUUUCUGCAUCACAAAGUUGCUCGACAUGGCAACGAAAACCCGUGAUGCGCAGACUGUAAGGGAAAACACGUAAGAAAUGAGGUUGGCAAGCAUUUCCUGCAUGACAGAGGUUGUCUGUCUUGCUUGUCUCCCAUCAGAGUGUGUAACUGUAACACUUUUUUCUCACGAUAUCAGGCAAUUACAUCAUCUCCGCCUCGUCCAGUCUGCGACGGCAGCGCUAUCAAAAUGAAAAAUUCCCCCACCCCACAUCAAAACGAAGUCUGUGAUGCUGUAUCUGCGUACACAAAUCAGAUUUGUCUUGCUGGAGAGGACUGCAUGCCCAUACUAAGCCUGAGUAGAGAGGUUUUGGACUAGGCUCUUGGCACGAGAAGCGCCUGCGCUGUAGGCCCAACAGCAUCACAAACCGCCUGCAUAAUGCGGCGGAGCCUGUGGAAUUGCGAUUGCCUUCUUGCAAGACUGAGAUGCUUUGUGGUCGCAAAUCAGCAUUGCAAAUUUUCUGCGACGUACCUUUUCGAUGUGGGGAGGGGGGAUUUUUCCUCACAAUAAGCGCCGGCGUUCGACCUAUUGCGUGCGCGCAGGCGUCGUGCACUGCGCGGCCCUUAUCAAAUGUAAAAAUGUCUGGGUCUGGAAACUUGUAAUGCUGCGUUGGGAAUAGUGGAUGCCCUGUAAUGCACAGGCAAGCAUGAGAAAUGUCUGCGCUUCUUUGUGUUGCGUUUUUCGCAUGACAAACUGCGUUUUUCCAUGACAGGCAGAAGGGCCUCUUCUUGGUCACGCAUCACAAACUUUUUGGUCAUGCCAGACAACCAUGACAAAUCUCGCAAUCUUCCAGACCCAGACAUUUUUGCAUUUGAUAGCCCUUCUGUUUUGCGCAUUGGCGGUCCUGAUUGCAGAAACGAAUUUGCCGGCUCUUGUCGAUCAUUCGGGAAGAUUGGGGGUUCCCUACGGGUUCGAACAAAGCACACCCGUAAGUCGGAUGGAGGAGGCGUGUGCGAUCUUGCAUUCCUCGAAUGAAGUAGAUGUCUAUGCAUUGCAAAUAUGUCUGGGUCUGGAAACUUGUGACGCAACGAAGGGAAGAUCGAGCACUCUGCAAUGUGUUGCCCAGCAUGACAAGUUUUUUCGUGGUUCUGAGUUGCGUAUUCCGCAUGUGAAACUGCGUUUCUGCAUGACAGGCAAGAAGAGCUCUUCUCGGCCACGCGAUACAGAUUUCAGAGUCAUACCAGACUAGCAUGGCAAAUAUCGCAAUCUUCCAGACCCAGACAUAUUUGCAGUUGAUAAUGUCAGCUCGGAAGCGACGACGAGGGAUAGGGAGCCUCUACAUCAAACCGAGACUAUAAGAGCAGCAGUGGGCGAAAGCUCGAUGCACACGACUCAGGAAAUCUUGCAACGAGUUCGAACCUAUCAAAUGCAAAAGUGUCUGGGUCCGGAAGAGUGGAACUUGUAAUGCUGUCUGCGGAUUCUAAAAAUUAAAAUAUCUGUGUUCUUGUUGCAUGAGCAGCAAGAGGAGUCAGUUCUUGGCACUCGGAGAGAAUAUUUUUCAUGCGCAAUGAGCAUACUUAAAGAAGCUCUUAAAAAAUCUGUGAUGCUAGCACCAGCAUCACCGACCUCACGGGUCAUGCAAAAUGUGCAUGACAAGCCCCGACUCUUCCGGACCCAGACAUGUUUGCAAUGCAUAGAACUUCUAGAGCACGUCUGCGAGAUUUGGUGAAAGGUGACAGAUAUGAACUGCAAAAGUAUCGUAUUCGUAUAAAUGCAUGACAAAUUCCCUCAGCAUGAGAAAUAAAAUUUGUAAUGCUGUUUUACCUUGAGAAAAAAAUUUGUAAUGCAUGAUUGCAAUACGAGUACGAUAUUUUUGCACAGGAUAACAGAGACGGGGCGGAGGCCUUGCAGCUGUUGGUCGGUAUAUCAAAUGCAAAUAUCCCUGGAUGUCUGGAAACUUGUGAUGCUAAAAUGUGGACGAUGGAGACAGUUCCGCAUGCAACGGAGCAUGACAACUUUCCAGGAGAACGCUUUCUCAUAGGGAACCCGCAUGAGAAACUGCGUUUUUACAUGUACAAAAGAGGCUCCGACUUUUGUUGAUUAUGCAAUACAGAUUUUCUAGGUAUGGAAAGCUAGUAGCAUUACAAGUUCCAACCGUCCAGACCCAGACAUGUUUGCAAUCAAUACCGUACCACAUCGAGGAAAGGUCGUCGCUCUUGCCAGCUUCUGGCGGACACCGUUGUCGCUGAGUCCGAAUUUCACGAGUUGACGAAGCAAUUCGAAGCGAACCUUGCGCGGCGGGGGAAGCUCGGGGACUGCACGCGUAUUACAAUGAAAAAUGCCCCCUCCCCAUAUCAAAACGGAAAUCUGUGAUGCAGAUUUGUGGCGACAAAUCAGCUUUGUGAUGCUAGAAGGCAAAAGAUGCGGACUGUAGUGCUGCCUAGCGUGGGAGAGCCUUGCAGCUCCAGGAUGACAGGAGGCAACUGGAAGUGGGAAACAGCAUGACAGAUUGCCUGCAACGUAGGGCGCAGCUUCGUCUCUUGGCCUUUUAGCAAUACAAGUCGAUUUGUGUCCUCAAAUACAGCAUCACAAAUUCGCGCAUCUUCCGUUUCCGAUAUGGGGAGGGGGGAUUUUUCACUUUGAUAACGCGGGUGGAAAAUUUCGAAAAGUGGCUGGCGCUCGAGGAUGAAGACAUCUUCCAGGAGACAGUAGUGGAUGCCGGCAAGUAUCAGCGUGGCGCGGCAAGAGCAACGUCUUCUCCUUCUUUAGAAGCAGAAGUCCCUGAAAAGAACUACGCGGAGCAAUCCUCUACUUCCCCCAGGGGAAAUAAAUCCUCUAGAUUUACUUCCUCGUUUUUCGCGCGGCGCGUAAAAGAGCUGCUGGACGCGUUCUCGCUCGCGAGAGAAUGGCGGGUCAUUGGAACAUAUGCAUUGCAAAAGUAUCGUACUAAUAGAAAUUCAAAUUUCAUGACAAAUUGUUGUAGAAGCAAAAAUGCAAUUUGUCAUGCUGCUUUACCUUCGGAAGAAGAUUUGCCAUGCAUGAUUGCAAUUAGUGCGAUACCUUUGCACAGGAUAGAACAAUAAAGUCGCCACAGGCUCCUGCUCCGGCAACAUCUUUUGGGCAACAGACUGCUAGAAGUUUUGCAACUACCGACGGCGUUGCUGAUUUCGACGAGCAGGGCGGGACAGGCAGGAAGCUAGAGCCAAAAAUAGUACAAGAGGUACGAAAGAAACCACUCGAAUUCCACGUGUACCCAAGCGAUGACUCGCCCUGGAAAGUGAGCAGAGUCCCGUCCACUCGACAGCAGCAACUAGAGCCUGGUUUCCCCAGCGUAACGAAGAGCCGCAUUGCGAGGACCCGCAGUGCGGGCGAAGAAGAAAACAGCCACGCCCCCCGCAGAAGGAAUUUUCUACGCAGCGAACAAAGUAGGAGUGCGACAACUCGUCCCGCGGAUGGUUAUUAUCAAAUGCAAAAAUGUCUGGGUCUGGAAACUUGUGAUGCUGCGUGGCGUAUCAUGAGGAUGGAGGCCGCAAGAGCUGCCUCAGCAUGACAAGUUUCUGAGCUUCUGGGUGUUGCCUAUUCUGCAUGACAAACUGCGUUUCUGCAUGACAGAAAAAUGGCGCUCUUGGGUAACGUGCAUGACAGAUUUGAGAGUCAUGCCAGACAAGCAUGACAAACAUGCACUCUUCCAGACCCAGACAUUUUUACACUUGAUAGUGAUCAAACAAAAGCCAAAAAUCCGAGACGAGCUUUUCCUUCUACCGCAGCCGGUCAUAAGAUUUUGACCGAAGAUGAUCCUCUCCCUGCAGCUGCUGCACUCCAGCUGGAUAAGCGCGAGGUAGGGUCGGUUGGCGAAGAGCAUCGCAACUAUUUGUUCCAAGUUCAGAACGGGGACAAAGAGUUUUUCGUGCAGAAGCCGCCGGGAAACAAAUUUAUUUCAAACCCGACAACGUACUGCGGGUUACUGCAGCAGGAGCAGAGUCUGGUUCACUUGUUGGAGCGGCACCAGAAAAUGAAAAAAGCAGGACAAGCUGAAAUAAAUGACGCGAGGAACAAGAAGGAAAAGGAAGGGAAAAUAAACUCCGAUGCUGAUUUAUCACAGGAAAAAAGUGUUACAGUUACACAUUUGUUGGAAUUUCAGCAUCACAAAUUUUCUCUGUGUGACGGAGAAAACCUGUGAUGCGCAGACUAUAAGGGAAAACACGAAUGAAAUGAGGCUGGCAAGCAUUUCCUGCAUGACAGAGGUUGUCUGUCUUGCUUGUCUUCCAUCCGAGUGUGUAAGUGUAACACUUUUUUCUCGUGAUAUGAUUCACAAGACCAUGAUGUAGAUCUCCUCCCCAUCGACGCGGAGAUAUCCAGUGCACAUGUGUCUGGGUCUGGAAACUUGUGAUGCCAUAUACAUGAAUGACAAACCGACUCGACUAGGCAGCCAGGCAUGACAAAUUUCUGAACGGUUCUGUACUGCGUAACCUGGUGCAUCACAACUACCGUUUUGCAUGACAAUAAGACACCACUAUUCCAUAACACGCAUCACAAAGUUCAGGUGUAUGCGGAUUCAGCAUUACAAGUCUGCCAAUCUUCCAGACCCAGACGUAUUUGCAAUGCAUAACAGAUGCCUUUCGAACUGAUGUCCGCCACUUCUUCGCCGGAGCAAAAGCAAAACAAGAUGGAUCCGCUUCUCAACAGCACGUAUCAAAUGCAAAUAUGUCUGGGUCUGGAAGAUUGCCAGGUCUGUCAUGCAGAUUGUGUGUGAUCCAUGAUACCUAUGAUGCAUGAUCUAGCAUCACAGAUUUUUAGAGGGCUUCCUAAUGCCUAUCCCGCAUGAGAAAUGCCAUCUCCACGUAACACAAACUGGACUCCUGUUGCUGGUCAUGCAAUACAGAUUUUCUUGGAAUCCAGAGACAGCAUUACAAGCUCCAACCUUCCAGACCCAGACAUAUUUGCAUUGCAUAGCACGUAUCAAAGAGAUAAAGAGAGGACCGCCCCCCUCGGUGGAACAUCAAAUAAAGCUGAAACGCCAACAACUUCCGACACCAACACCGACCUGUGGAUGCAAGGCAUCCACAGUAAACUUCGGAGUCAGGCUCGGUACACCUUGUUUCCGCCCGUAUUGAAAUGCAAAAAUGUCUGGGUCAGGAACAUUCUGAGACUUGUCAUGCACGGUUUGCGUGAGCCAUGAUCGAUCUGUGAUGCAUGCACUAGCAUCACAGGUUUUCUGAGGGAUUCUUGAUGCCUAUUCCGCAUCACAAAUGCCCCUACUUCCGCGUAGCAAAAAUUAGGCUCCUUUUGCUGCUCAUACAAGAGAAAUUUUUUAGAUAUCCAAAUGCAGCAUCACAAGUUCCAUUGUUCCAGACCGAGACAUUUUUGCAUUUGAUAGCCCGUAGACCCGCCUUAUCAUCCGGAGGGUAGUACAGCGGCGGGUUCAACGUCUGCUGCUAUCGGCGAUGGCCAGGUACUAGUGAACGGAGUGCGGGGCGGGCCAGCAGCAACUACAGUGGAUCUUCCCGCCCAAGUGACGACGUUGACUGCGGAAAGCGAAAGUGCAAGACAAACAGCACUUGAUUCAUCUCAGCAGAGGCUGCGGUUAGGACGGAAAGGUGGAAGUAGUGACCGCGUGUAUCAAAUGCAAAAAUGUCUGGGUCUGGAAGAUUCUGAGACUUGUCAUGCACGGUUUGCAUGAGCCAUGACGUCUGUGAUGCAUGCCCUAGCAUCACAGGCUUUCUGAGGGAUAUUAGAUGCCUACUCCGCAUGACAAAUGCCCUCUCGGCGUAGCAAAAAUUAGAAUCCUUUUGCUGCUCAUGCAACACAAAUUUUUUAGACGUCCAAAUGCAGCAUUACAAGUUGCGUUCUUCCAGACCCAGACACUUUUGCAUUUGAUAGCGUGCCAGACGGAACAGUUCGGGAGAUGAACCAGCGGGGCGAACACCGAGAAAAGAAUUACCCCGACCCGCCGUAUCCUGAGUAAAAACGUACCCACACCAGAGUCAGGAUGGGGAUUUUGCAACACAAACCUAGGAGUUUUGUGAGUCACGCAUGACAAGUUUCAGUCCGUAUGGUAGUGCAAGUUAGCAAGGAAAGCCGCAUCACAAAUCGACCUGCUAAUCCUGUUUACGGCAUUACAAGUUCCCAAACACGAUUGAAAAUGCCUGUCAUGGGGUUGCGCAUCACAAAUGUUCCUGUCAUGGCAAAUCUGCAUGACAACUCUGGGGUGGGGACGUUUUUACACAGGAUACGCCGCAGGAGAUGUUUAUUUACACCUAGAUGUGUUGAACUGCCUCUACGUCUAAUGCCACAUCGAAAGUACGCAUUUUUGUUUUUGUGCAGCUACAGUAUGACGAAUACAGGACACACCUUUGGUGACUUCGUUUCAUUUUUAUGAUGUAUCGCUUAGUUGUACAUGUGCGACUGCUGCAGCAGUUGCACUUCCAGUUGUACUUCUCCACACCUCCCAGUUUGUUGUCUGAAAAAAUGGAACUUUUGCAGUUUUGUUUCCCAUGGCAAUUUCAUCCACUUGUGCCGCCUUUCUACUUUUUCGCUCUUUUAGAAUACAGGCAAAAUUUUUAUUGCACGGCUGUAGUUGUUUUUUUGCAUCAACAAGAGCCGAGAACGAGAUUAUGAAGAGAAUACAGCACAUGAUCGAGGCACUUUACAACUUCCGAACAGGAGACUUGCUCUUCGGGGCGAGCCCGAAGAUUUGAAACAGAAUGAACGUCUAGCGUUAGUAAGAAAUGAUCUAAAAAUAAAUCAGAGGAACGGACGAGAAAGAAGUACUGUUUGUCGUAAAUUUUGUUGCUCCACCUCGAGAGGGCCUUGUAGGUGCACGACGUUGAUGCCACGACGGAGCUAAAGUGCAACUACUUUGGUUUGUUCUCGUUAUUCAUCAUAGUCUCCGACAGCGGAGCUUAUGAAAAACAAGAACACGUGUUGGUUGACGGUGUCUGAUCUCUGAUAGAAGGAUAUCUAGGUCUUUCAUCAAGUUGGAUCCGAAAAGCUACUGAU